Messenger RNA from Prunus mume (Japanese apricot), 947 nucleotides. Its product is annotated as ubiquitin carboxyl-terminal hydrolase-like protein. The record is from RefSeq and is a predicted model, not a curated record. NCBI's taxonomy places the organism in Eukaryota, Viridiplantae, Streptophyta, Magnoliopsida, Rosales, Rosaceae.
AAGGUUUAAAAUUUAAAUUCGGUCUACAGUUUCGUGGGUCGAAAAUUUAUAACCCAACGGUGUUUGCAACUCCUUGAGCCUCCUACAACAUUGGCGGAGAAACCGAGCUUCCCCUCAUCUGAAAUCUCUAAUUUCUGUCCCUUUUUCAGGGAAAAACGAUUCAAGUCGAAUUCUCAUCUGGGUCACCUCCAUUUCCUCUUUUAGUCCAACCUUUUUUUUUUUUAUCAAGUUCAUAACUUUAAUGAUCCAUAUAUUAUUGGUCCUUUUUGGAGUUUGCUUUUAGCGGUAAAAAUAGUGAGAUUGAUUAUAUAAAAUUGAUGUCUUUGGUUGAUAAGGAGAUAGCAAGCGUUGGUGGCAGUGGUGGAGGCUCUGUGGGCGAUGAUGGUGACGAUGAUGAAGAAGAAGAAGGUGGUGGGUCCCCUGGUAGAUGCAAAUGCGGUGAUGGGCAUACAAAGAAGCAGAGAGGGUUUAGGGGUAGUGGGUUGUCAAGAAAUUUUGGAAAGGCCAAGCAGGUGGUCCUGCAUCCCUUCACAAGAUCCAAGAAGCAAUUACCCAGAAAAAACAAGACGAGGGCUUCUUCUGCACCUUCUUGUUCUGUGUCUUUUUGUUCUUUUUCUUCAGGUAAGAGGUUUGGAGCUGGUGUUAAUGGCGGUGGCAAUAAAGGUUGUUACUUUUGUUUCACGCAACCCUCUACUCCGGGUUCACCAAUUGGGUCUCAGACCAGCGACCCAGAGCACCCGAAUUUCACUUUUGGGAUGUUGAGUGCUUUUAUGGAGAAGAAUGAUUUCUUUUCUAAAGAGUGUAAUCCCCACUUGGAUAUUGAUGUCUCCCCAAAUACUACCGAUUGAAGUAUCUUCCUACACCAUUUUGUUGUUGUUGUUGUGUGGAAGUGAUUGUUGAGAAUUUUGUCAAAAUGAAUUGAAGAGGUUGUGGAAGUUUCAUACUGA